Rhopalosiphum maidis (corn leaf aphid) is the source of this 1914-nucleotide messenger RNA. RefSeq names its product T-cell immunomodulatory protein. The transcript has 4 exons. Gene Ontology annotation, cellular component: plasma membrane. The record is from RefSeq and is a predicted model, not a curated record. The coding region runs from base 1 to 1827 and encodes 608 amino acids. Lineage: Eukaryota; Metazoa; Arthropoda; Insecta; Hemiptera; Aphididae.
AUGAUAUCUACUGGUAUAUUUUUAUUAGUGGCUUUAAGUCAUACAUGUGUCUCUAUUGACAUCACGUAUCCAGUGUUUGGAUAUUAUGUUCAAGGUCAACCUGCUGCAUUUGGAGAUUUUGAUUCUGAUGAACUUACAGAUAUGUUCGUCCUAAAAGAUCAAGGUCGAUCUAUUGAAAUUAUGUUUGGUUCCAAUGUUGAACCAUUUUUAAAGCCUGGUACACAAACCAAAUGCAAGUUUAAUAAACACCAAAUUACUUCAGUGGUGCCCGGAGAUUUCAAUGGAGAUGCUCUUAUGGAUCUAUUAGUUACUGUAAAAAAUAUAACAGCAUCAGGAGGAUUUUCUAAUUGGUUUAAAGGAAAUCAACAGAAUAAUGAUUUGGACGUACAUAUAUUGUGGGGAGGAUUAAAUGUUUUGGCAUGUCCAAAUGAAGAUAAACCUCUUUUCACUAUUGUUGAUCAACCUUUGGUUAUUAACUAUGAUACCAAUAUGAUUGUUGAUUUAUUUGGUGUCAAAAAAAUGUCAAAUGGUACAACACAAAGAAUGUUUUGGCUAUUCAAUUCAACUGGAAACUUUACAGAAAUGGCAAUGGAAAAUUAUAGUUCUGAACCAAUAAGAAUCCCUCAAUCACACGGAUUUGUAGACAUAGGUGGAGAUGUAGCACCUGAUUUAUAUUUAACAACUAUAAAAGGAUAUGAAGUGUGGCUUUCUGAUUCUGAAGCUGGUACAUUUAUUUAUAAUCAAACUAUCUCAUUUCCUGACAAUUUAAAGGUUUCAAAUGUUGGUCAAACUGCUUUCAUGGAUUUACAACUUAAAGGACGCAUGGAUCAUAUUGUGCCUGUUUGUUUUGAUACACAAUGUACCAAUAGCACUAUUUAUUUUUAUGAUUCAACUCGCUGGUAUAAUUUGGGCAUAAAUUUCCAUAAUGGUAACAGUGUUUGGGGAUUUGUACCACCAAUGCCUAAUGUACCAUACCUAGAAACAAUUACAGUGCGCCCUGGAGAUUUCAAUAUGGAUGGCUAUCCUGAUUUAUUAGGCACAUUAUGUCUUGGAGGCAAUAUAAAAAAAACAAAAGUAAUUUUAAUGGAAAAUGUUGCAUGUACGACAGGUUGUGAUGGAUUUGACAGAACGUUUGUUGUUCGGUGGGACUUACUUCAGGCAAUGAAUGGUGACAAUAAUAACAUUAUGGGCGCAUUUUAUGAUUUUUUUCAAAAUGGUAUAUUAGAUGUUUUGUUGGUUAGUGGAGGUAAUGGAGAGUAUAAUAUGUCAGCUUUUAAAAACAGUUUGGAUUAUGAUGCAAACUUUUUGAAAGUUAUGGUGGUUACUGGUCUAACAAAUAGCAAGUAUGAAAUGUUACCUAGUCGAUUAGGAAAAAAAUCUCGUACAUUUGGUACUAACUUGCCUGGACCAAAAGUUAGUUAUGUGACUACUACUCAAGAUGGAUAUCCACGUCAGGGUAUUGCUACACAGUUACCCCAGUCUGCGUAUUAUUCUCUUUAUUUGCCUUACACAAUAUUUGGACUUGGCCGUACUCCCAACUUUGUAGAUGAACUUACUGUUUCGGUUUUAAAUGAAACUCGUUCAUGGACACAAAUUAUCCCAAAUUCCCAAAUGGUUGUAAUUCCAAAUCCAAUAAAUGAUCCAAGUAGAUGGAAUGCUAAAUUGUUUGUGACACCAAGCCGUUUAAUAUUUCAAAGUGCAGCUGCGCUUGCAGGAACAUGCCUACUUAUUUUAGUUAUAAUUGGAGUGCUGUACUUUAAAGAACGUCAAGAAGAUCGUAUUGAAAAACGCCAGGAAGCACAUAAAUUUCAUUUUGAUGCUAUGUAAAAGUAUUCAAAUUUGUAAAAUUAUUUUUAUGUUUUGUUACUGUGAUUAUUAUUAUAUUCCUACUUUUAAUUAAACAAUGAAAAAAUA